Molecule: messenger RNA, 5076 nt
Organism: Betta splendens (Siamese fighting fish)
Lineage: Eukaryota; Metazoa; Chordata; Actinopteri; Anabantiformes; Osphronemidae
Gene: pld2
Product: phospholipase D2
Exons: 22
Coding region: 5-2821 (938 amino acids)
Biological process (GO): phosphatidic acid biosynthetic process; cell motility; intracellular signal transduction
Molecular function (GO): phosphatidylinositol binding; D-type glycerophospholipase activity
Source: RefSeq, a predicted model, not a curated record
UAAAAUGGCCAGUUCAGAGGACGCGAUCGAGCCGGCGGCUCAGAACGCCACGGCGACGCGCCUCGGGAGGAGACGCUUCUCCCGCGACUUUCACAACAUGAGUCCAGAUGAGAUCGACGGCCUGGUUUCCAGCAGUGAGGGACGUGCUUUCCUGGUGGUUCAUCAUCUUCAAGAAAUCAAAGCAGCUGAUGUACUUUACUUCCUGCCGGGUAUUCCCAUCACAUGCAAAAUGGACAACACGGAGAAACACACCACUCAGUCAAAGGUCCGCGUGGGCACCUUGUACACAGUGCAUUUAACGCACGGCCCGUUCCACUGGACGGUGAAGAGGAAGUACAAGCACUUCCAGGAGCUGCACCGAGAACUUUACAGGCACUGGGUCAUGGUCCAUUUGCUGCCUUUAGGAAGAUUUGCAAAGGAGAGGCAGCAGGGAGCGAUGCCAGAGGAAAUGCCCAGCCUGCAGGGGACUGAGCGCACCAGGAGGACCUCCAGCAAAACGAAAUUUCUUGAGGAGUUUCUGAACGACCUACUGGAGAACACAUUAUUCAGAAAUCAUCACAGCAUGCUGGAUUUUUUGUCUAUCGGUCCGCUCUCCUUUGUAACCGACCUUGGACCCAAAGGCCUGGAGGGACCCAUCGACAAGAGGUCAGGGGGUCACCGACUGCUCGGCUUGAACUGCCUCGGCCACCAUCGGGUCUGCUUCCGCUGGUCGCGCCGCUGGCUGGUGGUGAAAGACUCGUUCCUGAUGUACAUGGACAAGGACAGCGCCUGCAUCAACUUCGUGCUGCUGUUUGACCCCGAGUUCACGGUGAAGGUGGGCGGCGCUCACACAGGCACUAAACACGGAGUCUGCUUUGAGAACUUCACACGGAGUCUCAUCAUCAAAUGUAGCAGCUACAGACAAAGUCAGUGGUGGAGUCAUAAAAUCAACGAGCUGGCAGAGUCCUGUGACUUCGUCAAAGAGCAGCGCUUUGGAGGAUUUGCACCGCCGCGCAGCAACACACUCACUAAAUGGUAUGUGAAUGGAAGCGGCUACUUUGAGGAUCUAGCUAAUGCUCUGGAACAAGCUGCAGAGGAAAUCUUCAUUACAGAUUGGUGGCUCAGCCCUGAAGUCCACCUAAAGAGACCAGCAACUGAUAACUACUGGCGUCUGGAUGAGAUACUCAAACGCAAAGCUGAACAAGGAGUCAAAGUGUGCGUUCUACUCUACAAAGAGGUGGAACUAGCGCUUGGCAUAAAUAGCGACCACAGCAAGAGGACUCUGAUGAAUAUGCACCCCAACAUCAAGGUAAUGCGACACCCUGACCAUGUGUCAAGCGCGGUGUUUUUUUGGGCUCACCAUGAAAAGAUGGUGGCGAUCGACCAAACUGUGGCCUUCGUCGGGGGGAUUGACCUGGCGUUCGGGAGGUGGGACGACAGUAGGUACCGGCUCACGGACCUGGGCUCGUCGGAGACGGCAGACGUAGCAGCCGCGGGGCAGGGUAACGGUGCGGCCGAGAAGAGUCCGGAUUCACUGACUGGAAACACUCAACUGUGGCUCGGGAAAGACUACAGCAACUUCAUCAGGAAAGACUGGGUUCAACUGGACAAACCUUUUGAAGACAACAUUGACCGCACUCGGGUCCCCCGCAUGCCGUGGCGCGACCUGUCUGCAGCUAUUCACGGCAAAGCUGCCAGGGAUGUGGCCCGUCACUUCAUCCAGCGCUGGAACUUCACCAAGAUCUUCAAAAGCAAGUACAAGGACGACUUCUACCCUUGCCUUCUUCCCAAGUCUCAUUCCACCGCCGACUCGCUCCCAUUCACCGUUCCUGAGUCUAGAAAAGCCAGAGUUCAGGUGUUGCGCUCGGCCGACCGCUGGUCAACUGGAACCUGUGAGAAGUCCAUCUGCCAGGCCUACGUCGACGUCAUCGAGAAGAGCGAGCACUACAUCUACAUCGAGAACCAGUUCUUCAUCAGCUGUGCCGAUGGGAGAACUGUCUACAACGGGAUCGGUGAUGCAAUCGUGGCACGAAUUCUCCGCGCACACAGGGAGCAGAAGAAGUACAGAGUGUUUGUGGUGGUUCCGCUGCUUCCUGGAUUUGAGGGAGACAUUAAUGUGGGAGGUGGAAAUGCCAUUCAAGCUAUUCUGCACUUUACUUACAGGACCAUGUGUCGUGGGGAGUACUCUAUCCUGGAGAGACUUCAUGAAGUGCAGGACCAGUGGACGGAGUACAUCACCCUGUGUGGCCUGAGAACCUAUUCCCAUCUCUCCAAGUCACUGGUCACAGAGCUGAUUUAUGUCCACAGCAAAACCCUCAUUGCCGAUGACCGCUGCUAUAUCAUUGGAUCAGCCAACAUCAAUGACCGCAGCAUGCUGGGCUGUAAAGACAGCGAGUUGGCAGUGUUGGUGGAAGAUGAGGAACGGGUGCCAUCCGUUAUGGGAGGGGAGGAAUACCAGGCUGGGCCCUUAACGCUCGCCCUGCGUAAAGAGUGCUUCAGGAUCCUUGUCGGCGCUUCCUCAGACCCCAGCAUCAAUAUUGAUGAUCCAAUCAGCGACAAUUUCUUCUUCCUGGUCUGGAAUGAGUCUGCUAAGCUGAACACUACAAUAUAUGACAAGGUGUUCAAAUGCCUUCCAAGCAAUGCUGUGCACAACAUGCGAGAGCUGAGGGAAUACUCCAACGAGCAACGCCUCUGCGACGCCGACCCCGAUCAGGCCAGAAAGGAGCUGAAGGAUGUCCGAGGCCUUCUGGUGCAUUUCCCCCUGAAAUUCCUGUGUGAGGAGAACCUGCUGCCUCCAAAGGGCACCAAAGAGGGCAUGGCCCCUGUAGGACUGUGGACAUGACUGCAGCUCCGCCUGGACUGGACUCACUCCAUCGACAGGCUGCUGAAUCACGCGCUGCGUCUUGCAGUUCUAAGCGUGGUCAGCCAUCACACUAAAGUAGCACUAGCACUUACACUAAAACGCACUUACAGAGGGAAAACAUCAACUCAACGUGUCUUAUUCAAUAAUCAGGAAUGAUCCUAACAUCGUGUUUUUGCCCGGUGAUAGACAAGUCUAAACAUAUCCACAGCAGCAGACUGACCUGUUCAAAAUGGCAGUGUCUGCUUCACCACCUCCUCAGUUCAAGUCUGAACAACCCGGCUGGCGAUGGUGCCCAACACACACAAAUGAAUGCAUGAUUCAGAGGGUUGCGAACUUGUGCUGGUAAUGAAGCAUCUCGCGUGAUCUGGAGGCAUAGUGUACACUUAUUGGUGCAAGGCUUUUGGGUGGGUGGUUCUGACUCUCUCUCUUUCUCUCCCUCCGAGGCUUCGCCUCUCACUGCAGUGCCAGCAAAUCUGUCGGAACAUUUGUGGUUGUUAUGGUGACGGAUAUAAAGAGAUGACUGGAUUGAAAAAGACUGGAUGGAGUGUUGAAGGGAGAGUACUGAUGUGAGGGACGACUUACUAAAUCUGGAUAGUGUACAGGAAAUAGGCAGGUGAAUGUGUGGAAGUAAAAAAACGACAUUUUUACUGGAAGCAAAGUCAUUAAAAAGCUUUGUGUAAAUUAUCAGGUGGAGAGACAUGAGAACAAGAAAAUUAAGCUGUGCUAUGUUGAUUUACGUUUUAUUGUCAUAUUUUUUGAGUUACCAUAACAACCAGUGAAUUAUCAUUGCACUGUGUUGUCAGCAGUCAGGAACAGAACAUUCCAGUUUUCAUUUGGCUUUGAAAAAGCUACGGGAAGCACUUGAUGAUUACAUUUUCAGCUACUUCCCUGUGGACUCUAUAGUGUGUCCAGGUGCCAUACUGUAUGUGCUAUAGAUUAAUGGCCUUAAUUCGUUUAAUCUAACUCCAUUUGCCUGGAUGCAAUACAUGUAGCCACAACGCCUGCAGAAUCAAUAAUGACCUAUGGUGGCUUUUAUCCGUAAUGCAGUUCUGAGUGUCAACAGGCGAUCAUUUUAAUAUAAACCUGCAAAUAUAUGUGACUUCGGCGUUUGUUUGUUGUGUAAUCUCAGUCCUCUAGAGCCCUUCAAACCUGCUAAUUCUUUUUAUGGAACCAUGAGGAACUGUGAAUGAGUCAUUCUGUUCGUACACCACUGCACAGGAUGUUUAAAAACGCUGUGCAGCUGAAAGUAGCACAUCUGUCAUCGUGCCUUGUUUUUCAGUAGAAAAGUCUUUGAAUGGGUUUGUGCCAGACGUGGGAGCUUUUGACUAGAAGACGGUCGCUUGAAUCCCCAAACCAGCAGAUGAAAUUAAGGAGGGGGUUAAACCCACCAGCAUCAUUCACAACUCCAACCUCAGCAGUGACACUGUGGUUGUCUAUAGCAAAGUAAUUGUUUUCAUAAAUUAAGGCAGCAUACUGUAUGAAGCAUUUGAAUGGAACAGUAUGUUAAGUAUUUCAGCCUGAAUGUGUUGGUUUUGACCUUGACAAUAUGCAAUUACCUGCUCCAUGCAUUUUAAAAUGACUUCUGUUUCAUGUCAUGUAGCUCAAUGGUUGAUGUGAUUAAUCCAGCCUGUAUAAAGAGUGGAAAUCUGUCAACCUGUGGCAAAUGUAAUGCACAGAUUUGUCAUAGGUUGGACAGACUUGCUUCCAGGGCAAGUGUUCAACAAGCCAACCUACAUCUUACUGUAAUAUGUUAAAAUGCGUCUUUAUGAAGCACCUUUCACAGAGGAGCCAGUACAUCAAUGUGUACUGUGAAGUUGUGUGUUGCUCAUACAAAAAUCUACAUACUUUGCAUACUAAUUGUUAGUCUUUCUGAAACUAGUUGCCUUUAAACAUUACUUAUCUCUAACUAUAUUUUGUUGGAAGAUCUAUGAAGUAACCUUAUACUAUUUUAUUGUGAUUUUUGUUUUAUUUUAAUUUUAAGGACACUUUUAUGCAUAUAAUACUAAACCAAAUGUCUGUUUUUAACCUACUUAUACUUUUGUUUUGUCAUAUUUUUAACAAAGCUCUGCAGACAUGCCAAUCUAGGUUAUUACUUUGGAGUAAUAAUGUAUAAGUUACUACUGAAACACUCAGGGGCAGAGAGAGAAAAGUAUUCUUACGCUAAUGUUUAACAGUUGUACUUUGAAGCAUUUUUUGUUUCUGUGUUUCCUGAAUAAACAUGUUAUUGAACAAUU